AUGGCCUUCACUUACGAUAGUGUUCACCUGCCUCAACCGAAGAAACAGAUUCGGCUACUAUACCUCCAACCUGCGAGUGAUGAUUCGGACAUCCAAGCCAGACUGGAAGUGUGCAGAUUGGAUAAUUGCCCUCCUUUCAGAGCCAUUUCGUACACAUGGGGCGACCAGAAGCCUGAGAUGACGUUAUACAUCAAUGGCGGCAGCUGUCGCGUGCGCAUGAAUUGCUGGUACGCUCUCUGGCAAAUGCGACAUCACGAGCAUUCUGGGCCUCUCUGGAUCGACUCCAUCUGCAUCGAUCAAUCCAAUCUCGAGGAAAAAAAUGCACAGGUCUCGCUCAUGGGAAAGAUAUACAGCAAAGCACAGUCGACGGCUUGCUGCCUUGGCCCUGGUCGCAAUCUUGCCCACGCCCAAAGGCUUUUGCGGCCAGAUCAAUAUGGGAACGCCACAUCGAGCAUUCUUGCGGCUGAUAAGCGCCUUCUUUGGGAGCUGCAGCAUAGGUCUUACUUCAGACGCACUUGGAUCAAGCAAGAAAUUAUUCUCAGCAAAGAGAUCCACCUCUUCUGUGGCAUGGACAAUCUUGACUGGAACACGUAUGUCAAAGUGUUAAACAGCUGCUCCAGUGAUGACAUGAAAUUACUUGCACAGAUUCAAUGGCAGCGUCCGGAAAUCAGCGAUCUUGCCAACGAUGUUCACAUGACGCUCGUGGAGGGCCGGAUAGCGCGCCACGUCAGUAUCCAGUCCCCUCAAGAUGUGGCGUUCUUAAGCCGGAAAGGCUCUACAUUGCGGCCCUGGGCUGAGCUUUGGAGGUUGUUGAAUCAGUAUGGAGGUUCAGAAUGUCAAGACCCACGCGACAAAGUGUAUGCCCUUUUGCCCCUUCUGCCGGAGCAGUCACUGAUGGAACUGGAAUUCACAAUCGACUACACGCUUCCGGUUCUGCCGCUUUGUCUCAAUAUGAUUGAGGGCUACAUCAAGGAAUGCCUUACUGCGACUCAAACCCAUCCUGUAUCUCGGACAGUCCCUGACACAUUUUGGGACUCGAUGGCACAAAUGAUUGAACAUUGGCUGCACUCCGAGCUUUCCGACGCUGCUGUCUUUGAUUUCAUAUCUCGUUGGAGGACAAUAGACGAGCAAAGUAUGGUUCGUGCAGUACAACCCGGUCAAUUGGCCAUGUCCGCACACAGCCCACGAUUCAUUCGUAUGGAGGUGUGGCAGCGAUUAGAGGUUCUCGGGCAUACUCGUGACCUGUAUCAAGAAGCUCUGUGGGACAACCACCAUCAACUUGUAGAGGACGAGUCACUUCUUCCCGAGUACUCAGACUUUAUCCCGACGUACCUCAGUGAUGCCAUGACAAUCGAACAAAUCCAGAGGUUCUUUGAGCGUACGGCGGAUUUUGACAAGUGGGACCCCGAGCUGGACUCUUCGGCUCCACAUUCACAUGGAUUUGUCUUCUCCGCACUGCCUCCAGACCUACGGAUCAAAGUUUUGAUUGCCAGAAAAGAUAGGAGUGGGCAAAGGUUUCUUGUGUCUGCCAAUACUGCAAUUGGAGAUGAGCUGCUUCUGUGUCCCUCGAUGAGCCAACGACAUGGAGAAUUCCUUUGCCCCAUCGUUCGACCUGCUGGGAAGUCAAGUCAGCUGCUAUCAUUAGUAGAUGAUAAGACACGCCGUUCCUACUUGGCAGGUUGGGCUGUACAACUGUGCUAUGACGGAUCGCUACGAAGAAGCCCCGAAAUGCUGCUCGGCGGAUUCGAAGAUAUGCACACAAGAGCAAAAAAAAGAUACGUAUCCCUCCAACGGACUCUGCACUUCUACAUGAAUCAUCAAGAUUUGAUACUGGACGCGAUUCUGCGGCAGGAUGCAGCGAGUUACUUGGCAUAUCCUCGCACUCACCCGAAAGAACCUUCCUUUCUCGAGGAUAUCCUUCAUGACCGAACUGAAAUGGCCAAGGCUGAAAUAUUUUCAAGCAAGAAGAAAUCUAGAAGAGUGGGCUUUGCAUAG
Messenger RNA from Cercospora beticola, 1995 nucleotides. RefSeq lists its product as uncharacterized. Lineage: Eukaryota; Fungi; Ascomycota; Dothideomycetes; Mycosphaerellales; Mycosphaerellaceae. The record is from RefSeq and is a predicted model, not a curated record.